GUGCAUUGCCCAGUCUCUGAAGAUCCCCAGGGAGCCCAAGCCGGGGGAGUUUGACAAGCUCAUUCUGCGAUUGCUUGAGACCUCCAACGCCCGAGCCGUCAUCAUGUUUGCCAAUGAGGACGACAUUAGGCGUAUCCUGGACGCGGCUAAACGCAACAACCAGACUGGUCACUUCCUUUGGGUUGGCUCAGACAGCUGGGGGUCCAAGAUCUCCCCUGUGGUCCAGCAGGAGAAAGUGGCAGAGGGGGCCAUCACCAUCCUCCCCAAGAGAGCCUCCGUGGACGCCUUCGACCGUUACUUCCGGAGUCGCUCCCUCUCCAACAACAGGAGGAACGUGUGGUUCGCGGAAUUCUGGGAAGAAAACUUUGCGUGCAAGUUAGGGAUGCAUGGCAAGCGACCUGGGAGCCCCAAGAAAUGCACAGGACUGGAGAAGGUGGGUCGUGACUCAACCUAUGAACAGGAGGGGAAGGUACAGUUUGUGAUGGACGCGGUUUAUGCCAUGGCCCACGCCCUACACCGCAUGCACCGUGAGCUCUGCUCAGGGAACACAGGCCUGUGCCCACGCAUGCACAACAUUGAUGGCAAGGAACUACUGACCUUCAUCCGGGCAGUACACUUCAAUGGAAGUGCUGGGACUCCUGUCACAUUUAAUGAGAAUGGCGAUGCUCCAGGACGCUACGAUAUCUUUCAGUACCAGAUCAACAAGAGGUCAACAGCAGAGUACAAGGUCAUCGGCCACUGGACCGACCAGCUACACCUAAAUAUGAAUGCCAUGCAGUGGACCAGUGGAGACCCCUCUGUGCCCGCAUCUGUGUGCAGCCUGCCCUGCAAGAUGGGUGAGAGAAAGAAGGUGGUGAAGGGAGUACCAUGUUGCUGGCACUGCGAGCGCUGUGAGGGCUACCACUUCCAGGCCAGUGAGUUAAUUUGCGAGCUGUGCCCAUAUGAGCAACGACCCGACCAGAACCACACUGGGUGCCAACCUAUCCCCAUCAUCAAGCUGGAGUGGCACUCACCCUGGGCAGUGGUGCCAGUCUUCAUCUCUGUCCUGGGCAUUCUGGUUACCACCUUCGUCAUCGUCACCUUUGUGCGCUACCACGACACACCCAUUGUCCGAGCCUCGGGCCGGGAGAUGAGCUAUGUUUUGCUCACGGGUAUCUUUCUGUGCUAUGCUAUCACCUUCCCUAUGAUCGCAGCCCCUGACGUUGCCGUUUGCUCCAUCAGGCGCAUCUUCCUGGGCCUGGGUAUGUGCUUCAGCUACGCUGCUUUACUUACCAAAACAAACCGCAUCCACCGCAUCUUCGAGCAGGGCAAGAAGGCUGUGACUGCACCGCGGUUCAUCUCCCCGGCCUCCCAGCUGGUCAUUACCUUCAGCCUGAUCUCAGUUCAGUUACUGGGUGUUUUUGUGUGGUUUGCCACCGACCCGCCACACAUGGUGGUGGACUAUGGCGAGCAGCGCACGCAGGACCCUGAGAACGCCCGUGGGGUGCUCAAGUGUGACAUCUCGGACCUCUCACUCAUCUGCUCGCUUGGAUACAGUAUUCUCUUGAUGGUCACAUGCACUGUUUAUGCCAUCAAGACCAGGGGAGUGCCAGAGACCUUCAACGAGGCUAAGCCUAUUGGAUUUACUAUGUAUACAACCUGUAUAAUUUGGUUAGCUUUUAUACCUAUCUUCUUUGGGACGGCACAGUCAGCAGAAAGGAUGUACAUCCAGACAGCCACGCUGACCAUCUCCCUCAGCCUGAGCGCCUCCGUCUCUCUGGGGAUGCUCUACAUGCCCAAGGUCUACAUAAUCAUCUUCCACCCGGAGCAGAAUGUUCCCAAGCGCAAGCGCACCUUCAAGGCUAUCGUCACCGUCGCCACCAUGACCAGCAAGCUGUCCCAGCUGGCCUCCGAGCGACCCAACGGAGAGGUGAAGACAGAAAUCUGCGAGGGCAUGGAUGCCAGUAUGCCAUCAACCAAAACAAAGUAUGUCAGCUACACCAAUCAUGCCAUCUGAAGAGAGAAGCACUGAAUAGAGAAUUACUGAGGAAUUCCACAUGCAGACUUGGAUGUGUCAGAUUCACACAUGACAGGGUGUUACAACAAGCAUGAGACAUUGAUAUUGCUCAGAGUCCAAAUAACGACUGAGAGCAUGGCAGUCAACAUAAAUAUGUCUGCUCUUUCAUGUUCACAGAGAGAGCUAAUGGGCCUGCUGGAAGCAGACAAAACACUAAACAAACCAUUCAAGAGACUUGACAAAAUGAGGGUGGUGAACAGAAGAGGAAAACAAAAGAGAAUUUAAAUAGAAAUUGUUGCGAUCAACCAUGUUAGUUAGUUUGUUAUUCUAAUUUUAUGUAUUUUUGUGGUUGUGAAAAUUUCUCAUUCGUGUCUUAUGUCGUCUGAACUACAUUACGAGAUGAGUUUGUCUCUGUAUCAGCUAACUGAAUUGUAGCCUUGAGUUGUGAAAUCUGUAAAUGCCAUGGUUUAAGCAUGCACAUUUUUAUACAAAUACUUUAUUUAUAAUAAAGGAAUGUUUUGGAAAUGUU
Messenger RNA from Salvelinus sp. IW2-2015, 2525 nucleotides. Its product is annotated as metabotropic glutamate receptor 8-like. The record is from RefSeq and is a predicted model, not a curated record. Gene Ontology annotation, molecular function: group III metabotropic glutamate receptor activity. Gene Ontology annotation, cellular component: plasma membrane. Gene Ontology annotation, biological process: regulation of synaptic transmission, glutamatergic; G protein-coupled glutamate receptor signaling pathway. NCBI's taxonomy places the organism in Eukaryota, Metazoa, Chordata, Actinopteri, Salmoniformes, Salmonidae.